GCGCGCUCUGCUCCGGUGACGUCGCUCCAGAGGGAUGGGAGCUUGACGUUGGAGCGCGAGCGCUUUUCACAUACCAACUGGGAGAGAGGAGAGCGAGCGCACGGCAGUCCCAACCAUGGUCAGCGCUUUGAGAGAACACUGUGGAAUCAACCGGGACUGACAACAUCAAAAACAUGGAAUGCGACUGAGCAACAUUGUAUCUUUCCAGGCUGCCUGAAGUUAUUUUUCUCAUCGACCAUUGAAGAAGAGGAGGAGGGUUGUCAUUUACGAAUUGGAUUCCAGAGCACCCUCUCUCAUCCUCUCUUCCUGUCGCUCUUUCUCUCUGUCUUUCUUCGGGUCUCCAUAUCUUCGCAUUGAAAAGUCACAGAGUGGAAAGGAUAUUUCGGUUUAUUGGAAUUAUAGCUGCUCUGGAAAUCAUUUUCUGGGAACAUCGUCUUGGAUGAGAACCUGUGAGCAUCAUGAGUACCAGGGCCUAUCAGCAGGGCUCUUUGGGCAGUGAGCGGAGCUCUGGACCAAUCCGGUGCCAGCAUUGUCGGGAGGCGUGUAAGGGAGAGGUGGUGCGUGUUCAGGACACACACUUCCAUGUCAAGUGUUUCACCUGCACAGUGUGUGGGUGUGGCCUGGCUAGAUCUGGGUUCUAUCAGAAGAGUGGUGAGUACAUCUGUACGUCAGACUACCAGCGUCUGUAUGGGACACGCUGUGACCGCUGUGACGGAUUCAUCACCGGGGAGGUGGUUUCUGCUCUGGGGAGGACCUACCACCCUACCUGCUUCGUCUGCAGUGUCUGCAGGAAGCCGUUCCCUAUCGGAGACAGAGUGACGUUCAGUGGGAAGGACUGUGUGUGUCAGCAGUGUUCUCACACACUUGUCACCUCCAACGAACCAAUCAAGAUCCACGGACCCAGCCACUGUUCGGGGUGUGGAGAAGAUAUAAAACAGGGACAGUCUCUGCUGGCAUUGGAGAAACAGUGGCAUGUCAGCUGCUUCAAGUGUCAAACCUGCAACAUGGUCCUCACUGGGGAAUACAUCAGCAAGGACAAUGUGCCGUACUGUGAGUCUGACUACCAUGCCCAGUUUGGGGUUAAGUGUGAGACGUGCAGCAGAUACAUCAGUGGACGGGUACUGGAGGCAGGGGGUAAGCACUACCACCCUACCUGUGCCCGCUGUGCCCGAUGUCACAUGAUGUUCACAGAGGGAGAAGAAAUGUACCUGCAUGGGGGUGAGGUGUGGCACCCUUUGUGUAAACAAGCAGCCAGAUCGUGGGGAAGACUCACGCACAGACGUCUGUCAGAGACCUCCAUCUCUCCACCGGGCUCGUCAAUUGGCUCUCCCAGUCGUGUCAUCUGUGCCAGGGUGGAGAAUGUGAUGCCAGACUAUAAGGACUUGGCCGCACUGCCUAAGGUCAAGGCAAUAUAUGAGGUCCAGCCACCUGACCUCAUAUCAUCCUACCAGCCACAGAAUCAUCCUACCAUAUCAUCCUACCAGCAACAUAGUCAUCCGACCAUAUCAUCCUACCAGCAACAUAAUCAUCCUACCAUAUCAUCCUACCAGCCACAGAAUCAUCCUGCCAUAUCAUCCUACCAGCAACAUAAUCAUCCUACCAUAUCAUCCCACCAGCCACAGAAUCAUCCUACCAUAUCAUCCUACCAGCAACAUAAUCAUCCUACCAUAUCAUCCUACCAGCAACAUAAUCAUCCUACCAUAUCAUCUUACCAGCCACAGAAUCAUCCUAACAUAUCAUCCUACCAGCCCUACCCCAGAUACUCCUCAGAUGACAUAGAGACCUUCAGCUAUGGAGAGUCACUUGGGACUCUCUAUUCUCAGAAGCUGUAUGACAGUGUAGACAUGAAACAUAGACCGUGUUCCAGCCCCAGCUACAUGGACUCUCCCUCCUUCAGCCGUCAAGCCAUGUCUCCCAUCAUGCCUUGCUCACCGCAGCACUAUGGACACCCCGUGCUGGCUGCAAGCUCUGAGAGUGGCAGGAGCUCGCCUUAUUACGGCUCGCUGGAGGGACGGCCUAGUUCUCCUACCACAUACCACGCCCCCAAGCAUUUCCAUGUACCAGACAAUCUCCCAGCCACCAAAAGCAGGACUAGCGAAGAUCUAAUCACAUCCUCCAAACUGACUACCUACUCUCCAGAACCGUACAUACAGUCACAGUCUGACUCCUACCCCUAUCCCAGAUCCCCUAAAGUUCUCUGUGCUCCUAGAAGAAGGUACUCUACAGGAGGAGAUGAAGAGAGCUGGAGUCACAGCAGUCUUCAAAGAAUCCAGAGUGGUAUAGGGAGGAUGAUCCUAAAGGAGGAGAUGAAAGCAAGAUCUGGUUGCUAUGACAACGACCCUUGGGGCAGCACACGGAACUCCCGCAGUGGCAGCAAGGAGACUCUCACUACUGCCAGCUACAACAUCACUGGCUACAACAAUACUGUUAAUGGCUCUCCUCGAUCCAAUUACAGCCUAGACAAUGAUUCAUACAAGUCAGCCUCUCUACCAGGAUACAGGCGGAACAGUGUCAACAGGCCCCAGAGUGCAGCCCCAGACUACUGCCAACAGUAUGACGGCAGUAGUGAUGUCAACUGGGGAACCAGAGAAUACAAGGUUUACCCGUAUGAAGCGCUAAUCGUGACCACCAGGGGGCGACACAUAGUGCCUAAAGAUGUAGACAGAGCCAGACUAGAGCGUCAUCUGAGUCCCGAGGAGUUCCUACAGGUGUUUGGGAUGACCGUGGCAGAGUUUGACCGGCUGGCUCUCUGGAAGAGGAAUGGAAUGAAAAAACAGGCCCGACUCUUCUAACCAUGGAGAGAGAGAGACAAUUAGAGGAAUUGAGAAAUAGAAACUGUUCUAAUUAAAGAAAGAGAGACUGUUAAUGACAAUAGAGAUAAAGAGAGAGAGAGAGAGAGAGAGAGACUGUUAAUGAAAACAGAGAUGGAGAGAGAGAGAGACUGUUAAUGAAAACAGAGAUAGAGAGCGAUGGAGAGAGAAAGAAUUUACAGCAGAAUGAGAGUGUUGCUGCAGAAAGACAGACAUACAGAGAGAGAGACAGACAGGCAAACAGGCAGACAGACAGACAAAGCGAGGGGAAUGUGUAAUCUCACUGCCACAGACUGAACCCUCCCCACCCCACCACAGUCCAGAGAGAGAGAGACAGAGGGAGAGACACGGAGGUCAGGAGACUUUUGGUUUUGCCUUACUAUUGUGGAUUAUUUUAUAAACUGUUAGUGUGCAGCACCAGCAAACUGAAUGACUAGAAUGUAGAUAUCAUUACACCACUUUAUCAGAAUGAUUGAAUAAAUGGAUAGAUGGAUGGACGAAUGAACAAACAAUGCUUUUGUUUUAGUUUUUGAAAUGGUGCUUACUGAUGAUCAUUUCUCCUUUCCUUUUUUCUUCUUUCACUUUAUCACUAGUAUCUUGUGGUUUACAGUGAUGCUGGCAGCCAUCUUCUAAUGACAUCAUAUCCAUCUUUUAAUGACAUCAUACGAAUAUUUUAAUGACAUCAUACCUAUAUUUCAAUUACAUCAUGAAAAUAUUUUUCUGAUCAUUAAAUCCAAAGUCAGAUAGCGAAUAUGUACAGCAAAAGAUACUUCAGUGAAUCCAUAUUGGUGUCUGAACAAACCUUGACAGGUGAGACUAGGUCAAACCUAAGACUUUUUGGUCCACCAGUUAUGAUAAUUAUUCACGCAAUGAUAGGCUACAGAUGAUAGGCUUCACUGUCAGGAAAACAAACACAUGCUACACGUACCUGCUGUAGCGUUGUGAUAGAGAGAACAGUAUUGGUCACACAAAGGAAAAUGUCAUUCUUUAGUUGAAUUAUGAAUACGUAUUAAUCCUGGAUCAUUGCAUAAAUAAACAUUAAAUACAGUUUGUAUUUCAGACAUGAAAUGAGAAGUGUGCAGCUUGGUUAACAUACAGUUAUAUACUACACUUGUUUGCAGUUAUGAAGACGUAUCCAGUCACAAUAUGUAUGUUGCAGAUGAACAUGCAUAUCACAAUAUAUUGAGGGUUGGUUUCCUUAACACAGAUUAAUCCUACUCCUGGACUAAAAAGCAUUUUCAAUAGAGAGAUGCAUAAUUUUUUUGUCCAGGACUUAUUUUAUGAAUUGUAUAAUUUGUUUUAUUUUGAAUCUAUAAAACAUACUGUAACAAUCUCCUUUUCACAGUUACAUCAUGUAUAAUUUAUUCUAAUAAAAUACUGAUUUCAUGUGUAUGUGACUGUCAAUCGAUCAAUCAA
This is a messenger RNA of Salmo salar (Atlantic salmon), 4226 nucleotides long. Lineage: Eukaryota; Metazoa; Chordata; Actinopteri; Salmoniformes; Salmonidae. The record is from RefSeq and is a predicted model, not a curated record.